Odobenus rosmarus divergens (Pacific walrus) is the source of this 1619-nucleotide messenger RNA. RefSeq names its product solute carrier family 38, member 11 (gene SLC38A11). NCBI's taxonomy places the organism in Eukaryota, Metazoa, Chordata, Mammalia, Carnivora, Odobenidae. The record is from RefSeq and is a predicted model, not a curated record. Gene Ontology annotation, molecular function: amino acid transmembrane transporter activity. Bases 1 to 1392 code for a protein of 463 amino acids. The transcript is spliced from 12 exons. Gene Ontology annotation, biological process: amino acid transmembrane transport.
AUGGGCUACCAGGCACAGGGGCCCGUCAUCCCGCCGCAGAGCAAUCUAGAUGACAGAGAAACCCUCGUUUCUGAACAUAAGCACGAAGGGAAAACUUAUCGUCAGUUCACAGCUGUUUUUAAUGUUGUCAACUCCAUUAUAGGAUCUGGUAUAAUAGGAUUGCCUUAUUCAAUGAAGCAAGCUGGCUUUCCUCUGGGAAUAUUGCUUUUAUUCGGGGUUUCAUAUAUUACAGACUUUUCCCUUGUUUUAUUGAUAAAAGGAGGGGCCCUCUCUGGAACAGACACUUACCAGUCUUUGGUCAAUAAAACCUUUGGCUUUCCCGGGUAUCUCCUCCUCUCUGUUCUUCAGUUUUUUUAUCCUUUUAUAGCUAUGAUAAGUUAUAACAUAAUAACUGGAGAUACUUUGAGCAAAGUUUUCCAAAGAAUCCCAGGAGUUGACCCUGAAAACUUGCUUAUUGGUCGCCACAUCAUCAUUAUGCUUUCCACAGCUGCCUUUACUCUGCCUUUGUCCUUGUAUCGAGAUAUAGCGAAGCUUGGAAAGAUCUCUUUUCUUUCGACAGUUUUAACAGCUCUGAUUCUUGGAAUUGUAAUGGCCAGGGUAGUCUCAUUGGGUCCAUACAUACCAAAAACAGAGGAUGCUUGGGUAUUUGCAAAGCCUAAUGCCAUUCAGGCUCUUGGUGUGAUGUCGUUUGCAUUUAUUUGCCACCAUAACUGCUUCUUAGUUUAUGGUUCUUUGGAAGACCCCACAGUAGCUAACUGGUCCCGCGUCAUCCAUGUGUCCACCUUGGCUUCUGUACUUACCAGUACUCUCUUUGCUACAUGUGGAUACUUGACCUUUACUGGCUUCACCCAAGGAGACUUAUUUGAAAACUAUUGCAGAAAUGAUGAUUUGGUAACAUUCGGAAGGUUCUGUUAUGGAGUCACUGUCAUUUUAACGUACCCAAUUGAAUGUUUUGUGACUAGAGAGGUAAUUGCCAAUGUGUUUUUUGGUGGGAAUCUUUCGUCGGUCUUCCACAUUAUUGUAACAGUGGUUAUCAUUACUGUAGCCAUGUUUACAUCAUUGCUGAUUGAUUGCCUUGGAAAAGUUUUAGAACUCAAUGGUGUGCUCUGUGCCGCUCCACUAAUUUUUAUCAUUCCAUCAGCAUGCUAUCUGAAACUGUCUGAAGAACCGAGGACACAUUCAGAUAAGAUUAUGUCCUGUAUCAUGCUUCCUGUCGGUGUCAUGGUGAUGGUUGCUGGACUAGUCAUGGCCAUCGCAAAUCCUCAAGACUGCACCCAUGGGCGGGAAAUGUUCUACUGCUUUGCUGACAAUCUCUCCCUCACAAAUAUCUCAGUUUCUCAUCUUCAACUGACAACACAACUUUCAGUUUUAAACAGCAGUACCUUUCAAUGAGUUGACUGCUUUCAAAAGUAUAUAUGUUUUGAGAGACUUCUAAACGGCAUCACAUUCACACACGUUUUAGUCUGUAUAUUAUAAAAUUAUUAUUUUGGCAUUUAUCAAGACUUAGUUUCCUUUCCUCAUUAGUCCAAUAUAAAAGAUAAAGAGGAAAAGAAAACUGAAUGUAUUUUUUGUUUUAUUGCUUUAUUUUAAACAAAAUUAAUAUUUUGUUUUAAUGACUG